Molecule: messenger RNA, 2661 nt
Organism: Venturia canescens
Lineage: Eukaryota; Metazoa; Arthropoda; Insecta; Hymenoptera; Ichneumonidae
Product: alpha-amylase A-like
Exons: 5
Coding region: 70-1614 (514 amino acids)
Biological process (GO): carbohydrate metabolic process
Molecular function (GO): cation binding; alpha-amylase activity
Source: RefSeq, a predicted model, not a curated record
AGUUUGGUGAUAACUCGAGAUAUAUAUACGACCGGAGACUUACGAUCGAUCCAUGUACGCAGUUUAGAAAUGUAUCAUCGUGUGAUCGUAGCAGUCACGAGUAUUUUACUCGCCGUUGCUCUUGCAGCGGAAAUUCGACCCCGCGAGUUAAAGGAUCCCAAUUAUGUGCCAGGUCGUCAUGUUAUGGUUCACUUGUUUGAAUGGAAAUGGAACGAUAUUGCGAACGAGUGCGAAACGUACCUUGGGCCGAACGGGUUCGCUGGUGUUCAGACAUCGCCGGUAACGGAAAACUUGAUCGUCGCAUCAAGACCAUGGUGGGAACGUUAUCAGCCGAUAUCUUACCGCUGGAUAACACGAUCCGGUAACGAGCAAGAGUUUCGGGAUAUGGUGAAACGAUGCAAUCGCGCCGGUGUGAGAAUUUACGUGGAUAUACUGCUGAAUCAAAUGACUGCGGACCAAGAGACGGCCGUUGGGACCGGUGGCUCAACCGCUGAUACGAAAGCACGCCAAUACUGGGCAGUUCCUUACGGCAUUAAUGAUUUCCAUGCUUAUUGUGCGCUUAACAAUUACUCGAACCCGGCUGAAGUGAGAAACUGCGAACUCGUUGGUCUUCAUGACCUGAACCAGGCAUCGGAGUAUGUUAGAGGAAAAAUUGUCGAGUUGCUCAACUCGCUGAUCGACGCAGGUGUCGCUGGAUUCCGAGUCGACGCUUCAAAACACAUGUGGCCCAAAGAUCUUCGGGUGAUCUAUUCUCGUCUAAAGACUCUCAAUACUGACCAUGGUUUCCCAGCGAAUACUUACCCGUACAUUUAUCAAGAAGUGAUCGAUAACGGGGGUGAAGCGAUCUCGAAGUACGAAUACAAUGCUCUCGGUGUUGUCACCGAAUUCCGCUACGGUUCGGAAAUCAGUAACGCCCUGAAGGGAAACAAUCCCUUGAAAUGGUUCCAAAGCUUCGGCGAAACUUGGGGCCUCCUGCCGAGCAGGGACGCUUUAGUUUUCAUCGACAACCACGAUAACCAACGGGGAAGCGGCGGUGGUGGUAACAUUCUUACGCAUAAAUCGUCCAAACUGUACAAGAUGGCUGUAGCGUUUAUGUUGGCACAUCCUUACGGUACUCCGAGAGUAAUGAGCUCGUUUGCCUUCGACCACUCGGACCAAGGGCCGCCGGCUGACAAAGACGGAAACCUAAUUUCACCAACAUUCAAUAGCGAAGGAGCCUGUGAGAGUGGUUGGAUAUGCGAGCAUCGUUGGCGCCAGAUUUCAAGCAUGGUUGCCUUCCGAAAUAUCGUCGAAGGCACGCCGCUAACCGAUUGGUGGGACAACGGAAAUAAUCAAAUUGCUUUUUCCCGUGGGGAUCGUGGAUUCAUCGCAAUCAACGCUGACAAGAGGAACCUCACCCAAAUGAUCCAUACGAAACUUCCUUUCGGUAUCUAUUGCGAUGUUAUUUCGGGAGCUCUCGUUAAUGGCAAAUGUACCGGAAGGACUGUAUUGGUCGGUUCGAACGGGAAAGCUUACGUCGAAAUUCUCCUCGGGGACGAAGAUGGAGUCGUCGCUGUUCAUAUCAACUCAAGAGUCCCCGAGCGCACGAGGAAGACGAACAGAGGAUCGGUCUAAUCGGUGCCAAGUUGAUUCUACUGUGACUGAUGCAAAACAAUUAAACGAUAACAGAUGGACGCGUGUAAAUUAGAAAUGACCAAAGUAACGGAUACGCUUGUAAUCUCAUUAAGUAUUACCGAUUAGCGAGUGAAUCUCGUCAAGGUACGUAGCUGAUAAGAUGUAGGAAUUUGGUGGAAGAUAAGAAGUACAGUCGCAUCCCCUCAAAGCCUGUCCGCUACAAGCCUCUUCACCGUUUUCGAGGUUUGUGCUCAACUGUCUCUUACAAGCCCGGAGCAAAUUUCCAACUUUAAAUCGAUUUGUAUAAUUAUAUAUAGAUAUAUAAUAACCUCAGGCUUGUAGCGAAUAGCUGGUCGCAAAGUCGAAGGCUUAUAAAGAGAUUGGACGGUCGAGCGAUUUCUAUUUUGAAAAACACAAAAUUUCGUUUAUUUUUACCAGAAAUGGGAAAACUAUUUGUUUUUUUUUCUUUUUUUAUCUUUUCAUUAUGGAAUUCUGGUAUACACAGAGCGACGUUAAACUUGAAAUCAUACGCGACGAUUUUGCGACGAAGUAAUGCGCGAAGUGAGAAGACAAAAAGAAAAGAAAGAAAGAUAAAGAAGAAUGCGGACAGUUCGAAGAGCUGAAAAAUCUACGGAAACAUCAAACCUGAUAUCGAUUCUUGGGAUUGAGAGGAGUUAUGUGUGGAAGUUGAAAUAAAAGUAUGACAAAAUCCUCAUCAUUACUCGUUACUUGAAAUUUUUUUAUCUUCUAUACGUAACUCUUCGACGUUAUAACACAGAAAAAUGUCUAUUUGUAGUUGUUUAUAUAUUUGUACAUGAGUGUGUCUGCGUGUGUGUGGUUGUGUAUGUUUAUUGGUGGAUUCGAUGAUUCGACAAAACGUGCUCGUCGAUAUCCCCUCGGGUGCUAAAAUAAAAUUGAUCUUCUCUCGCAUCAUCUUAUUUCUCUGUGUGGCUUCGGAUAAAAAUAAAAAUAUAUAAAUAAAUGCCUAAGCGCGGGAUAUGUACAUAAAUAUAUGAAAAUUCAAGUAAAAGCCGCACUGCAACUGAA